UCUAGUGAGCUUAGCAUUGACCUUCAAUAUCAGUAAACUAAGGUUAAGUAAACAAUUGCAAAUUUAUUUUUUGUUUUCCUCUUUCUUCCGAAAAACGGAGAAACAAUCGGAAGACUGCUUGGAAAUAGAAAAAGUUUAUAAUGAAACAAUUAAAAAUUGCACCGGGGGAUACCAUGUAAAUGAAGCUAAAGUCCAGGAACGUGUGCUUAGAAAAAGUCUUUUAAGCAAUUUCUCCUGCACAACUAAUAGGAUUUUAUAAAUAUGUUGCAUGCUUUAAGCGCGCUUAUAAAAACUAAAAUAUGUCAGGGUUUGUGCACACGCUACACAUAUUGUAAAAAAUAGUUAUAGCAGAGGUUGCGGCGUGGGUCUUAUUUAUUAAAGCAAAGUCGCCUCUUUUAUGAAUUGAUGUUUUGGUUUUUUGAUUAAGCAAUGAAAAUGCUUUCAUUUACUACACCUGAACGUCAUGGUUACAGUAUUAAAUUUUCAGCACUUGAAACCGAUCUUUUACUGCUAGCUACUAGCCAGCUUUACGGUCUGGCUGGUGGUGGAACACUAUUUCUUUUGCAGCAUGCGGUCGAAGAAGGGAGACUCAAAGAAAUAUGUCGUUUCGAAUGGAGUGAUGGCUUAUUUGACGUUGCUUGGUGUCCAUACGCCAACAAUAUAGCCGCCACUGCCUCCGGUGAUGGUUCCCUACAAAUUUGGAAUAGUCUCGAUAACGGUUCGGAUGGAUCGUUAAAAGACGUUCCCAAAAAACCGGUAAUGUGUCUAAAAGAACACAAGAAUGAAGUGUACUCGAUAGACUGGAGUGAAAAGUGGAAUUACCAUCAAAUAUUAUCGAGCAGUUGGGACGGAUCAAUUAAACUGUGGGACUGUAAUCGUCAAAAAUCUGUGGCCACUUACCAUGGUCAUACAGAUUUAAUAUAUAGUGCAAAAUUUUCACCAUUAGUGGCGAAUAUUUUCGCCAGUGUAGAUACCGAUGGUUUAUUAAAUUUAUGGAAUUCUUUUGAUUUUUCAGGUAAGCCAUUAAUGGCCAUAACAUCAGCUCACAACACUGAAAUCUUAUCAAUGGAUUGGAGUCAAUUCGAUCGCAACGUUUUAGUAACCGGCGGAGCGGACGGCUUAAUAAGGACUUGGGAUUUAAGGAAUAUGCGCCAUCAUAUUGCUGAAUUAUUUUCCGGAGAAUAUGCGGUAAGGAAAUUAGCUUUUUCAUCACACAAAGCUUCAGUAUUGGCAGCAGCCAACUAUGAUUUUACAACGAGAAUUUGGGAUUUUGGAGUUUCCUUGGACGCUAUAGAAAUCCAUGAACAUCAUACGGAAUUUGUAUGCGGUCUAGACUGGAGUGUUCAUCACCACCAUUUGUUAGCCGAUUGUGGUUGGGAUAGUGUUGGGAACAUUUUCAGGGCAACAUCUUUAAAAGACUGAAACCGUCAUCCUUUUCAUGUACAUAUAAUUAGCAGUUUAGAUCUAGGGUAGCAAAUCCCAAAAAAAAAAUAUCUUAAUUAUAGGUUAACGGCUUAGCAAAGCUAAGCCAAUUUGCUCGUAAAGCGCAAUAUAUGUGAUAAUAAACGUAAAAAGAAACUGGGAAAAGGAAUACGAA
Molecule: messenger RNA, 1597 nt
Organism: Glossina fuscipes
Lineage: Eukaryota; Metazoa; Arthropoda; Insecta; Diptera; Glossinidae
Gene: Pex7
Product: peroxisomal targeting signal 2 receptor
Exons: 4
Coding region: 430-1422 (330 amino acids)
Biological process (GO): protein import into peroxisome matrix
Cellular component (GO): cytosol; peroxisomal matrix
Molecular function (GO): protein binding
Source: RefSeq, a predicted model, not a curated record